CUGCAUCUGUCUUUUUGGUCUAUAUUCAUUUUGCCGUGUGUGAGAGAAAGAGUCAGGUGAGUGAGAAAAUGGAGAGUGGGCUAAGCGAGAUCGGAAGCACGAAGAUGUUCGAUGGCUACAACAAAAGAUACAGACACAACAGUGAGACACUUGGCUGCUCCAUGACCUUCUCCAUCUACUUCCCUCCUUCCUCCCACAGAUCCCCUGUUCUUUACUGGCUUUCUGGGCUCACCUGUACAGACGAGAACUUCAUCAUCAAGUCCGGAGCACAACGUGCUGCUUCUUCCCACGGCAUUGCUCUCGUUGUUCCAGAUACUUCUCCAAGAGGACUUAAUAUCGAAGGUGAAGCAGACAGUUACGACUUCGGUGUAGGAGCUGGAUUCUACCUCAAUGCUACUCAGGAGAAGUGGAAGAACUGGCGUAUGUAUGACUAUGUUGUCAAAGAGUUGCCUAAACUCCUGAGUGAGAACUUUUCUCAGCUUGACGCCACAAGAGCUUCUAUCUCUGGACAUUCCAUGGGUGGACAUGGUGCUCUCACUAUUUACCUCAAGAACCUCGACAAGUAUAAGUCUGUGUCUGCCUUUGCACCAAUUGCCAAUCCCAUAAAUUGCCCGUGGGGACAGAAAGCAUUCACCAACUAUCUAGGUGACAACAAGGCUGCUUGGGAGGAAUACGAUGCGACUUGUCUUAUCUCAAAGUUCAACAAUCUCUCUGCCACAAUUCUAAUUGAUCAGGGAGAAAACGACCAGUUCUACCCUGAUCAGUUACUGCCCAACAAGUUUGAAGAGGCGUGCAAGAAAGUGAAUGCGCCGCUCUUAGUGCGUCUUCAGCCAGGAUACGACCACUCCUACUACUUUAUUGCAACUUUCAUCGAAGACCACAUCAGUCACCAUGCUCAAGCCCUUGCGUUGUAGCUCACUCAUGUUGCUAGGCUUCGUCCUCCAGCUUUGCCUUUGUCCAAAUAUUAGUUAUAUCAAUAAAGCAAGUGGAUUUGUAAUGUUUUGUGUUCGUUCAAUAACUCCUCUGUGUGUGGUGUGUUUGUCUACGAUAGUAAAAGUAAUUAAAUCUCCAUUUUCUUGACA
Molecule: messenger RNA, 1082 nt
Organism: Brassica oleracea var. oleracea
Lineage: Eukaryota; Viridiplantae; Streptophyta; Magnoliopsida; Brassicales; Brassicaceae
Product: S-formylglutathione hydrolase
Exons: 7
Coding region: 69-914 (281 amino acids)
Biological process (GO): formaldehyde catabolic process
Cellular component (GO): cytosol
Molecular function (GO): S-formylglutathione hydrolase activity
Source: RefSeq, a predicted model, not a curated record